AGUUCUGCCACGUGACGACCAAAGUGGAAAGGCGUCAACGGAAAGGCGAAAACGAAAAGGAAAAAUAGAGUAGGGAGAGGGAGGAAGAGAUCACUCGGGUGCGGUUCUAUGAUUCCCUCGUCCCUUCGCGCCGCCGACUCCGUCCUUCUCCUUCAUGGUGGUAGUGCCGGAGAAUCCUCUGACUGGAGAACCGGCCGGCUCGGUACCGGGAUCGGUGGCGGUGGCAGCUUGCGCGGCCAUGGCCCUCUUCUACGUCGCGAUUCUCUACGCCCCGACUCUCAUCCUCCGCCUCCCUCCCCCGAGCUCUCUUGAUAGCUUCAUGAUCCGGAGGUUCGCCUGCGCCAUUGUCUCCUCCGCCAUCUCCGUGCUCGCCUCCGCCAUUCUCCUCGGAUUAGGGAGAUUCCAGGACUUGCCAUUGGUUUUGGGUGUAUUUGGCAUCAGAAAAGACCACUUGUGGCAAGCUGUGGUCUUUCCUCUGUUCCUGACAUCUUUACUGUAUUCUGGGUCAUUGGUAAAGAAGUCCUGGUCACUGAUGAAUCCAUGUAGAGGAGGCAGGACCAAUUCUGGGCGCGGAGUCCGUUCCCAUGAUUGUGUUAGAAGUGACGCUCCAAGGUUUCUAAACUGGGCAAGCAGUUGUGCUCGUAAUGUUAUGGUCUGGCGAAACUAUGUGGUGGCACCAUUUACAGAGGAGCUGGUUUUUAGGGCAUGCAUGAUACCUCUGCUUUUUUGUGGAGGCUUCAAAAUUUACAGCAUCAUAUUUCUUAGCCCAGUUUUCUUCAGCUUAGCACACUUAAAUCAUUUCCUGGAGCUUUAUUUUCAACAGAAAUAUAGCUUUUUGAAAGCUUUCCUGAUUGUAGGUCUCCAGCUUGGUUAUACUGUGAUUUUUGGUUCGUAUGCAUCUUUCCUCUUCAUCCGAACAGGAAACCUGAUAUCUCCUAUUGUGGCUCAUAUAUUUUGCAAUGUAAUGGGAUUGCCUACUUUGUCUUCUUCAAGGACAAAAGGUGCAGCAACUGUUGCAUGUGUAGCUGGCUUAGCAGGUUUCUGUUGGCUUUUAUUUCCUGCCACAAGUCCAGACAUGUACAAUGGUAGGAGAGAUGGCUGUAGCUGCUGGCAAGGAUAUUGCAGUUGGAACUAAACUGUAACUACGUGGUAGAGUUCAAGAAUGACUCGAUGAUAAUGAUAUGGUGAUUUUUUGGUAGAAAGGAAAAAGACUAGAUUAUCUGCUUGCUGUUUCUUUCCUGCCUAAUGUUUACUCUGGCCUUCACUAGCGGGUGAUCAGAUGGCAGGAUGUAGAGCUGCUCAAUUAUGCUUGUCAAAACGGCUAAAAGGAAUCAAACUUUUCGAUUGAUAGGGGCAAAACACAAGGGGCAUUAAUAGGAGGGAUUUUUUUCCUUAGCGAGUUUUCCAGACCAUAGACAUUUCUUUGUAAUGGAGCAACCAAUGCUGAAAAGGUAGUGCUUUGAUGAAAUAGCUGCAAUUUCUCUAAUUAAUAGCUACAGCUUCAGCAACACAGCUAACGCUUGCGGAUCAUCUGUUUGCUGCAUUCUGUGGAGGGACAAAAGCCCGAGAUCUUGAUAUUGGUGAUGCUGAGGUCCAUUAUUGUGAUAGCCUCUGAUUUUUAAGCAUCUAAAAUGUUAUUUUAUUUUAAACUGUAUGCACUAUUUCUUGAUCGAAUACCAGAGGACCAAUCUACUCAUGGCACAGCUGAAUCUUUGAUGGAAGUUGAAUUGAAUGAUCCCCUGUUAUGGCAAUGAAUAUCUCUAGCAUUUUUGAGA
Molecule: messenger RNA, 1775 nt
Organism: Elaeis guineensis (African oil palm)
Lineage: Eukaryota; Viridiplantae; Streptophyta; Magnoliopsida; Arecales; Arecaceae
Product: CAAX prenyl protease 2
Biological process (GO): CAAX-box protein processing
Cellular component (GO): endoplasmic reticulum membrane
Molecular function (GO): metalloendopeptidase activity
Source: RefSeq, a predicted model, not a curated record